AAGAAAGGGGGGGGGAGGAAAACCAAACAACAAAACCGGUGCGGGUUUUUCCAGCAUGUUAACUGACCCCGAUUUACCCCAGGAGUUUGAAAGGAUGUCUUCCAAGCGACCAGCCUCUCCGUAUGGGGAAGCAGAUGGAGAGGUAGCCAUGGUGACGGGCAGACAGAAAGUGGAAGAAGAGGAGAGUGACGGGCUUCAGGCCUUUCACCUUCCCUUGCAUGUGAGUUUCCCCAACAAGUCCCAUUCCGAGGAAUUUCAGCCCGUCUCCCUGCUGACGCAAGAGACUUGCGGCCACAGAACUCCCGCCUCUCAGCAAAACACAUUGGAAGUCGAUGGCAAUAAAGUGAUGUCUUCAUUCGCCCCGCACAACUCAUCUACCUCACCCUCGAAGGCAGAAGAAGGUGGGCGUCAGAGCGGAGAACCUUUAUCCAGCACGGCCCUGGGGACCCCCGAAAGGCGCAAAGGCAGCCUAGCGGACGUCGUGGACACUCUCAAGCAGAGGAAGAUGGAGGAGCUGAUCAAGAAUGAACCAGAAGAAACCCCUAGCAUUGAAAAGCUACUAUCAAAAGAUUGGAAAGACAAGCUUCUUGCCAUGGGAUCAGGGAACUUUGGAGAAAUAAAAGGGACUCCAGAAAGCCUGGCGGAGAAAGAGCGGCAGCUCAUGGGCAUGAUCAAUCAGCUGACCAGUUUGCGGGAGCAGCUGCUGGCCGCGCACGACGAGCAGAAGAAGCUGGCUGCCUCGCAGAUCGAGAAGCAGCGCCAGCAAAUGGAGCUGGCCAAGCAGCAGCAAGAGCAGAUUGCAAGACAGCAGCAGCAGCUCCUGCAACAGCAACACAAAAUUAACCUUCUUCAGCAACAGAUCCAGGUCCAAGGUCAGCUGCCACCUUUAAUGAUUCCAGUGUUCCCUCCAGACCAGCGGACUCUAGCCGCGGCUGCCCAGCAAGGAUUCCUCCUCCCUCCUGGUUUCAGCUACAAGGCAGGCUGCAGUGACCCUUACCCCGUUCAGCUGAUCCCGACAACCAUGGCAGCUGCUGCCGCGGCAACCCCCGGCUUAGGCCCACUCCAACUGCAGCAGUUGUAUGCUGCCCAGCUCGCAGCGAUGCAAGUAUCCCCAGGAGGAAAAAUGCCCGGCAUCCCCCAAAGCAACAUUGGUGCGGCAGUAUCGCCAACCAGCAUCCAUACAGACAAGAGCACAACCAGCCCUCCGCCCAAAAGCAAGGACGACGCGGCCCAGCCGCUGAACCUCUCCGCGAAACCCAAGACGUUGGACAGCAAGUCGCCCACGUCGCCGACCUCUCCUCACAUGCCAGCGCUGAGAAUAAACAGCGGGAGCAGCUCCCUGAAAUCUUCGGUGCCAGCAACGUUAGCCAGCCCUUCAGCCCGAGUCAACACAAUAGGCUACUUAAAUGACCACGAUGCUGUUACCAAGGCGAUCCAGGAAGCCCGGCAGAUGAAGGAGCAGCUACGGAGAGAACAACAGGUGCUCGACGGAAAGGUGGCCAUCGCAAACAACCUGGGUCUGAAUAAUUGCAGGACAGACAAGGACAAAACGACACUGGAGAACUUGACUCAACAACUGGCAGUGAAGCAGAACGAGGACGGGAAGUUUAGCCAUGCGAUGAUGGAUUUCAACAUGAGCGGAGACUCUGACGGAAGUGCGGGAGUCUCGGAAUCUCGAAUUUACCGGGAAUCCAGAGGACGUGGGAGCAACGAGCCCCACAUCAAGCGCCCUAUGAACGCCUUUAUGGUGUGGGCGAAAGACGAACGGCGGAAAAUCCUGCAAGCCUUCCCUGACAUGCACAACUCCAACAUCAGCAAAAUACUGGGCUCCCGCUGGAAAGCGAUGACGAACCUCGAGAAGCAGCCGUACUACGAGGAGCAAGCCCGCCUCAGCAAGCAGCACCUGGAGAAGUACCCAGACUACAAGUACAAGCCCAGGCCGAAGCGCACUUGCUUAGUGGAUGGGAAGAAGCUGCGGAUCGGGGAGUACAAGGCAAUCAUGCGCAACAGGCGUCAGGAGAUGAGGCAGUAUUUCAAUGUCGGACAGCAAGCACAGAUUCCUAUCGCGACAGCCGGCGUCGUCUACCCAGGAGCCAUCGCCAUGGCAGGAAUGCCCUCGCCGCAUCUGCCCUCAGAGCACUCGAGUGUGUCGAGCAGCCCGGAGCCAGGGAUGCCCGUCAUCCAGAGCACUUACGGCAUCAAGAGCGAGGAGCCAUCCCACGUCAAAGAGGAGAUGCAGACCGACGACAUCAACGGCGAAAUGUACGAUGAGUAUGACGAAGAGGAGGACGACCCCGAUGUGGACUACGGCAGUGACAGUGAAAACCACAUCGUGGGGCAAGCCAACUGAUAAGGGGUCCGGAUCCUCAGAGUUGACCUUGCAGGACUUCAGUGGAAAGCCCCAGCUGUUUUCUCACCCAGUGGCCAAGCACACGAACUUCAAUCCUCGUACACUGACUGUUACUUAAAACUUUUAGUCUUAACUAGUUCGGGGGACAUCAGCUGAUGAACAGACAUUGGCCCGCAUCGAAAACUUUUUAAAAAAAACGAACCGAAAUUUUUAAAAUAAGAGAGACGACGGCUCAGAGGAAGAAACCGUGAUAAG
Molecule: messenger RNA, 2605 nt
Organism: Gekko japonicus
Lineage: Eukaryota; Metazoa; Chordata; Lepidosauria; Squamata; Gekkonidae
Gene: SOX5
Product: SRY-box 5
Exons: 15
Coding region: 56-2350 (764 amino acids)
Biological process (GO): cell fate commitment; regulation of transcription by RNA polymerase II; positive regulation of chondrocyte differentiation
Cellular component (GO): nucleus
Molecular function (GO): DNA-binding transcription factor activity, RNA polymerase II-specific; RNA polymerase II cis-regulatory region sequence-specific DNA binding
Source: RefSeq, a predicted model, not a curated record